AUGAAAGAGGAGAGAGCAAGAGAGAACCUAGUCGAAGCUCCAUCUAGUCGAAGAUCAAAGACCUCCAGUCGAAGCUCUAUCCGGUUGGUCCAGUCGAAGAUCGAAGCUCCAUCAGUCGAUCGAAGCUCCAUCCGAAAUAGUCUUGAUGUUCAAAACAUUCGUGGACAAGGAUAUGAUGGUGCUAGUAAUAUGCGUGGCGAGUGGAAUGGAUUACAGGCUUUAUUUCUAAAUGAAUGUCCCUAUGCAUAUUAUCGUAAUGAUGAACUACAUGAAGCUCAAUCUACUAAAAUUGCACACUUGAUUUCCAUUGAUGAACUUGAGACUGGAAGAGGGGCAACUCAAAUUAGCACUUUGCAACGAGCUGGAGAUACUAGAUGGAGCGCACAUUUUAAAUCAAUAUGUAGUUUAAUAAAGAUGUUUGGGGCAACUUGUAUAGUUCUUAAAAACGUAGUCAAGGAUAGAUCCAUUUAUUCUCAACGUGGGGAUGCCGAUGCAGCGUAUGAUAUGAUUCCAUCCUUUGAGUUUGUUUUUAUUAUGCAUUUAAUUAGGAAAAUUAUGGGUAGAACUGAUAUUCUUUGUCAAGCUUUGCAGCAAAAAACCCAAGACAUCUCAAAUGCUAUGCAUUUAGUUGCAACUACAAAAGCACUUAUUCAAAAGUUGAGAGAAGAUGGUUGGGACAGUCUCGUUGGGGAAGUAAAAUUAUUUUGUGAACGAUAUGAGAUUGAAAUACCUAACAUGAGUGCUCGAUACAGUGCAAGUCGAGGUCCACCUCGUAUUCAACAAAAUCACAUAAUAAUCGAGUAUCACUAUCGAAUAGAUAUCUUUAUUGUUGCAAUCGACUCUCAGUUACAGGAACUAAAUCAUCGGUUUAGUGAGCAUACCCCACUUUUGCUUGCUAUAUCUGUUGCUAUGUAUAUGACUGAUGAUAUUGCCGAGCAUUUUGAACAAAGUUCAAGUUGCAACUUUGAUAAGUUUCUUGGUGGUGUACCAUUCCUGGAGAGACUUAUUGGACAUAUUUACCUCACCAAGGACAUGAAAGAGAUACUGGUGGUUCUUCGUUUGAUUGUGAACUCCCCCUGUUUACAAGAACUUCAAAUCUCGGGUUCUUCAAAUACAUCAACUGCAACAGAAGCUCCUGAUUUGGAUUUUUGGGAGAAAGAAUGCCCGUCUGAUUGCACAUUCAGUCUGCUUGAAACUGUGAAGAUGACAGAUAUGUCUGGUGUGCCACAUGAGAUGGAAUUCAUCAAAUUUUUACUUAGAAACUCACCAAUGCUCGAGACAAUGAGCAUUACACCUAGUGUAUAUGUUACAGAUGGAAGAUUGAAUAUGUUGAUUGAGUUGGUGAGGUUUCGAAGGGCUUCUGCACAAGCUGAUAUCAUCUUCAUAAAAGAUUGAUAUGUAAAAACUGUUUUUCUUUCAUGAAGUCUCUUUGUUUUGUGUUUGUUUUCCUUCUUUUGACAGAUCAUUGGGCUUCCAUUUGUAUUCUUCUUGGCCAAGUUGUUGCAAAUGAUGAAAUAAUAUUAACAAUAAUAUUUACAAUC
Messenger RNA from Camellia sinensis, 1541 nucleotides. NCBI's taxonomy places the organism in Eukaryota, Viridiplantae, Streptophyta, Magnoliopsida, Ericales, Theaceae. The record is from RefSeq and is a predicted model, not a curated record.